Messenger RNA from Hydra vulgaris (swiftwater hydra), 840 nucleotides. RefSeq lists its product as uncharacterized. Lineage: Eukaryota; Metazoa; Cnidaria; Hydrozoa; Anthoathecata; Hydridae. The record is from RefSeq and is a predicted model, not a curated record.
AUGGAUUAUAUUGCAUGUUUUUAUGAUGGAUUUUGGUGGGUAGGGAUUGCUGAAGAUGUAAGUGAGCUUGAUAUAAAAUGGGAAAAAAAACAUGAUGCUUUCAACAUGCUUAAACGUGAGUUAUCAAGUGAAUCCGUUCUGGCUUUCUAUGAUCCGCACAAAGAAGUACAGCUAAUCACUGAUGCUAGUAAUCAUGCCAUAGGUGGAAUACUCUUACAAAAAGAAGGAACAUGGAGUAAACCAAUCUGCUACAUAAGUAGAUCAUUAACCGCAGCCGAGUUAAAAUAUAGUAUAACAGAAAAGAAAGCUCUUGCCUUGGUAUGGGCUAUUGAAAAGUUACAUUUGUAUUUAUAUGGAAAAAAUUUUAAGGCAUACAAUCUCGAUGUAACAUAUCAAAAAGGAGAAAAGAACAUUGCAGAUUUUAUCUCUAGAAGCUGUACUCCAAAUGAAAUACAUAGUGAGUCAGAUAAAAAUGAAAUUACAGCAUAUGUAAAUUUCUUAGUAAAAAAAAUGGUACCCAAAUCAAUAUCACUCGAAGAUAUAAAAACAGAGACAGCAACAGACAUCAAUUUAAUUACAGUAAAAACAGCGUUGUUGUCGGGUAAAUGGCAUGACAAUCCAAUACUUGAACCGUAUCGUAAAUUUCAAAAUGAGUUAAUUGAUCACGACGGAAUCAUAUUACGAGGAGAAAAAAUUGUUUUACCAAAGACGCUUCAAAAAAGAGCUUUACAAAUUGUACAUGAAGGACAUUUAAGUGUUGAAAAAUGCAAAGGCUUAUUGCGACAAAAAGUUUACUGGGUCACUAUGAAUACCGAUAGAGAAGUAUAUAUUAAAAAGUGA